Molecule: messenger RNA, 1068 nt
Organism: Aegilops tauschii subsp. strangulata
Lineage: Eukaryota; Viridiplantae; Streptophyta; Magnoliopsida; Poales; Poaceae
Product: chlorophyll a-b binding protein 1B, chloroplastic
Biological process (GO): photosynthesis, light harvesting
Cellular component (GO): membrane
Source: RefSeq, a predicted model, not a curated record
CCCUUGCUCCUCCCUUCCUCACGCAGCCACCCAUCAGUAGCAGCGGCAGCCGCACAUCAGCAGCUUGCUCUGUUCCAUCCGGCAGCAAUGGCGGCCACCACCACCAUGGCGCUCUCCUCCCCCGCGAUCAAGCUCGCCGGAGCCUCCUACGCCCUCGGCGGCGGCGGCCGCAUCACCAUGCGCAAGGCCGCGCCCAAGGCCUCCGCCUCCAACAGCCCGUGGUACGGCCCCGACCGCGUGCUCUACCUCGGCCCGCUCUCCGGCGAGCCCCCGAGCUACCUCAGCGGCGAGUUCCCGGGCGACUACGGGUGGGACACCGCGGGCCUCUCCGCCGACCCGGAGACCUUCGCCAAGAACCGCGAGCUCGAGGUAAUCCACUGCCGCUGGGCCAUGCUCGGCGCGCUCGGCUGCGUCUUCCCCGAGCUGCUCGCUCGCAACGGCGUCAAGUUCGGCGAGGCAGUCUGGUUCAAGGCGGGCUCCCAGAUCUUCAGCGAGGGCGGCCUCGACUACCUCGGCAACCCUAGCUUGGUCCACGCUCAAAGCAUCCUUGCCAUCUGGGCUUGCCAGGUCGUGCUCAUGGGCGCCGUCGAGGGGUACCGCGUCGCCGGUGGCCCGCUCGGGGAGAUCGUCGACCCACUCUACCCCGGUGGCAGCUUCGACCCCCUUGGCCUAGCCGACGACCCGGAGGCGUUUGCUGAGCUCAAGGUGAAGGAAAUCAAGAACGGCCGCCUUGCAAUGUUCUCCAUGUUUGGAUACUUUGUGCAGGCCAUCGUCACUGGUAAGGGUCCGCUGGAGAACCUCGCUGACCACCUCGCCGACCCUGUCAACAACAACGCGUGGGCCUUCGCCACCAACUUUGUGCCCGGCAAGUAAACACAUGAAAAUCGACUUCUCAGGAGUAUAUGUGUACUCUGGAUGUAUGAUUAAUAUCUGAUCGUUGAUGUUGUACACUAUCAAAGAUGUUUACAAAUAGGGCCCGUCUGGAACAUGAAAUGUCUAUAUGAGAAAUGCAUGGUUUUCAUUUUCCAUAUGAAUACGAGUGGACAUUAAUUGUUCGGGUUUGCUAAA